Messenger RNA from Protopolystoma xenopodis, 213 nucleotides. NCBI's taxonomy places the organism in Eukaryota, Metazoa, Platyhelminthes, Monogenea, Polystomatidea, Polystomatidae. The record is from the annotation of a GenBank genome assembly.
AUGUGCCACCAGUUGACGACAGAACCAAUCUUUCACUUUGCCCCAACGCCCACUGUCGGUAGGCACGCUUUCGUGGGCGCGAAAGUCAACUUGCAAAAAUGUGACAUUUUUGACCUUUACCCGCGACCGGCGCCCACCAGUCCACCCACCCAAGCCAGAUGGCUUGUCCGCCAUUGUGCAACACUUAAGCCCCUGGCAAUCGGAUCACCAUAG